Lates calcarifer (barramundi perch) is the source of this 2161-nucleotide messenger RNA. RefSeq names its product solute carrier family 22 member 7. Gene Ontology annotation, cellular component: membrane. Gene Ontology annotation, biological process: transmembrane transport. Bases 96 to 1703 code for a protein of 535 amino acids. Gene Ontology annotation, molecular function: transmembrane transporter activity. NCBI's taxonomy places the organism in Eukaryota, Metazoa, Chordata, Actinopteri, Centropomidae. The record is from RefSeq and is a predicted model, not a curated record. The transcript has 10 exons.
GAUUAACAUGGUGUCAGUAAAUGUGUCUUGUUUAGUCUCUGUCAUUUUACUUCAUGUCACUGUCACAGUGCAGUUGACUCCAGACACACAGCAAAAUGAAAUUCGACAAUGUACUCUCAGAGAUUAACGGAUUUGGAAAAUUCCAAAUGAAGCUAGUCUUGAUUCAGGUCUUCUCUCGAAUCACUCUGCCAUGUCACUUUCUGCUGAAUAACUUCAUGGCAGCUGUUCCCGCUCACCACUGCAACAUCAGUGCUCUGGAUGAUGGAGACAACUUCAGGAAUUUAACUCUGGAGAAGAAACUGGCUGUUGGUAUUCCAGCAGAGCAGGACGGGACUCUGAGCUCCUGUCAGAUGUUUUCGAAGCCUCAGUAUCAACAUCUGUCGGGUUCAAACAGUACUGAGGAUACGCUUGCUGUUCAGUGUCAGAAUGGAUGGGUGUAUGACAACAGCACCUUUAAAUCUACUUUGGCAACAGAGUGGGAUCUCGUGUGUAGCAGAAAAGGGAUGAACAAGGCAACAGCCACUAUCUUCUUCAUUGGUGUUAUGGUUGGAGCCCCUUUAUUUGGGUUUCUCAGUGACAGGUUUGGGCGACGGCCACUUCUGCUGGUAUCUUAUUUAUCAUCCAUGAUGUUUGCAGUGCUGAGUGCUUUCUCCACAUCGUACAUAAUGUUUGUGAUAAUGAGAUUUUUCACAGGGAUGUCACUCGCAGGAAUCAGCAUCAUCUCCAUUGUUCUAAAUGUUGAAUGGUUCAGUAUUCACCACAGGACCUUCUCUGGUAUAAUCAUAAGUCUGGAUUGGACACUUGGGAACUGGCUUCUGGUUGGAAUUGCAUACUGUAUAAAUGAGUGGAGGAUGCUCAUUCUGGCAGCGACCUCACCCCUGAUACCUGCCAUCAUUGCUUGGAGGUGGCUUCCAGAGUCUGCAAGGUGGCUCAUGGCAAAGGGGAGGAUAGAUGCUGCUCAUCAUUACAUCAUGAAAUGUGCCGAGAUGAACAACAGAUCCAAAUGUAUGGCCGCCAUCACACCAAUGACAUUACUGGAAUCUGCAGAAACUGAAACUGGAGAUAAGAAGUACACUAUUAUUGAUCUUUUCAGGACACCAAAUAUUAGGAAACUUGCUAUAUGCUCAGGGAUAGUAUGGUAUGGAGUUGCAUUUACAUAUUAUGGGAUAAGUCUAAAUAUCACUGGGUUUGGACUAAACCCAUACCUCACACAAUUUGUAUUUGCAUCCAUUGAAAUGCCGAUGAAGAUUGGUGUGUAUUUUAUCCUGGAGAAAGUUGGGAGAAGGCCUGGUGAGGCCGGGGCCUUGCUACUGACUGGGCUCUGUCUCCUCAUCAACAUGUUUGUUGCAAAAGAUAAGUGGGUCAUUCGUACUUCUGUGGCUGUUCUUGGAAAAGCCCUGUCAGAGGCCUCAUUCACAAUCAUAUACCUCUUCACAACUGAACUCUACCCCACGGUCGUACGACAGAACGGUUUAGGCUACACCUCAUUUAUAGCACGGCUGGGCGUGUCCAUAUCCCCUCUCAUCAUGCUAUUGGAGGACGUGUGGCAUCUCCUCCCUGCAGUCACUUACUGUGCAGUGGCAGUUGGAUCUGGUUUAGUGGCCUCACUCCUGCCUGAAACAUUAAACACCCAACUGCCAGAGUUCAUCCAGGAUAUUGAGAAACCGAGGGUACAAUCAACAAGGAGGAAGGAGAUUCAAUAAAAAAAAAAAAAUCACACAUUGAAAAUGAGAGUGAUACUUUAUACAAUUUAUUAAAAGCUGGUAAAUUCUAAUAAUUGAUGAUGAGUUGAUUUUGAAAUAAUAACAAUGACAUUGUGGAAAAAACAAUAAAUACUGUCAGUACUGUCAGAAUUCAACAUAUGCAGAGAUGUACUGUAUCAGUUAUGUACUGUACUUAAGAAAGUUGGAUGUAAUAAUAGGAGAGGACUGAAGAGGAAAUCCAAGAAAAAUGGAACUGUAAAUUUACUUGCUAUUGGAAAUAAACUAAAUGAGACCAUGACUAUUAGUUUCAUUGGAAGUAGACAUUUACCAGAGAAAAGUUAGUUAAAUCUUAUGUUCUGCUGUCAUGGUUCAAGGUAUAGAUAGUGGAUAGUUGGUGUUGGUGUCUGCCGGCUCUGUUCACUCCCCUGCUAUCACAAACCAGAUCCCACUGUGGAGGG